UGUACUGGACGAUUUAUCUAGAAAUCAAUAUAUCAAAACUUCGAACAUAUCUAUCUUCGUCGUAAGAUAUCGAAUGAUGUGAAAGGUCGAAUGAUCAUUUAGAGUACAGCCAGCACGAAAAAAACAGUCUCAAUCUUCCAACACCAAAUCUCAGUGCCAUACUCAUACUCUACUAUCUCCUACUAUCACAAUGUCUGCCUCUAUCCCCACCACACAAACGGCUGUCAUCGCCGGCCCCUCAGGCGAGUUCCUCGUCUCCAGCGAGACUCCCGUCCCAGAGCUCAAGCCGGACUCCAUUCUCGUCAAGGUCAAGGCCGUAGCUUUGAAUCCCGUCGACACUAAGCUCGUCGGUGACUUCAUCACGCCCGGCUGCAUCUUCGGCUUCGACUUGGCAGGCACCGUCAUAGCCAUUGGCUCUGAAGUGAAGAAGGACCUCAAAGUGGGCGACCGAGUAUGCGGUUGUGCCAGCGGCAUGAACAAGGAAAAGCCCUUGGCUGGAGCUUUCGCCGAGUACGUGGCACUACCUGGUGACCUGACUCUCAAGGUCCCUGAGACCAUGUCCUUCGAGGACGCCGCCUCUAUGGGCACUGCUAUCGCAUCAGCUAGCAUGGUGCUGUUCUGGUCUCUUGGCAUGCCCCUAAGCAUAUUGGACAGCACCUCCGAUGAGCCUCUCCCGACCGUUCUCGUCUACGGUGGUAGCACAUCCACGGGAACCAUGAUGCUGCAAUUGCUGAAGGUCUGCGGUUUCCCCACCAUCACCACCUGCUCGCCUCACAACUUCAAGCUCGUCAAGUCGUACGGUGCCGACCAGGUGUACGACUACAAGUCCGCCAACUGCGCGCAGCAGAUCCGAGCUGACACCAAGAACUGCCUUGAGUACGCCAUCGACUGCUUCGCCGAGGACUCUUCCAUGAAGUUCUGCUAUGCCGCCCUCGGCCGCGCUGGCGGCCACUACACUGCUCUUAACCCCUUCAAUGACACCUUGGCUACUCGCAAAGUCAUCACCCCUGACUGGAUUCUGGCCACCCGUAUCGCCGGUGAUGGCUCUCACUGGCCUGCUCCUUACGGCUGCGAGCCCGAGCCCAGACUAAAGGAGCUUGCUGGUCCUCUAUUCGGCCGCAUCCAAGGUCUUUUGGAUGGUGGCAAGAUCCGACCCCAUGCCGUUCGCGUUGAAGAGGGUGGCCUACCCGGCCUGUUGAACGGAGUUGGCAUGAUCAGGAGAGGCGAGAUCAGCGGAACCAAGUUGGUUUACUCUGUAGCAUGAUUGGAUUGAUGUAUGAAAAUUACUCUUUUUACGGUGUUUGGAGAUGUUUCUGGGUAGAUACGAUAGAUUCUUGGCUGUUCGUGUGUUUUACACGUAGGAUAUUGGUUUCACACAUUCACGGUUUCUGUACUUAUUUUUACUGUACAAAAAUAUAAACAUUAGAAGCCAAAUUUUUGUUGCUCCAACUUUGACUAUGUGAUACUAUUCUUACGCCUGCCGUGUUAUGAUUUCGUGCAAAACCCCGAGACAGCAACCUUGCCCUCAUCACCAAUACCACCCAUGGCCACCCCAAGACAAAUGGGACCAAGUUUACAUAUGUCAAUCAAGUCAGCUGAACUACACUUGAGGCGAUCGGUUU
Annulohypoxylon truncatum is the source of this 1622-nucleotide messenger RNA. RefSeq names its product putative alcohol dehydrogenase. The record is from RefSeq and is a predicted model, not a curated record. Gene Ontology annotation, molecular function: oxidoreductase activity, acting on NAD(P)H. The transcript is spliced from 2 exons. NCBI's taxonomy places the organism in Eukaryota, Fungi, Ascomycota, Sordariomycetes, Xylariales, Hypoxylaceae. Bases 191 to 1264 code for a protein of 357 amino acids.